GUCUCCCGCCAAUUGAAGCCGCGGCUAUAAAUUGAGCUCCCUUCACGGCCGAAGCCCAGAUGUCUCGCCAGGCCGCAUCGCGGUUGGUGGCCGGCGAAGGCGAAGGGUCCCAGGGGGCUUCUGGGCCUGCAGCCACCAUGCUCCGCUCCCUGCUGCUUCACUCCCUGAGGCUCUGCGCCCAGACCGCCUCGUGCCUCGUACUGUUCCCGCGCUUCCUGGGCACGGCCUUCAUGCUCUGGCUCCUCGACUUCCUGUGCAUCCGCAAGCAUUUUCUGGGCCGCGGCCGUCGGGGGCAGCCCGAGCCUGAAGUGGAGCUCAACAGUGAAGGUGAAGAGGUGCCCCCCGACGACCCGCCCAUCUGCGUGUCCGACGACAACCGCCUGUGCACUCUGGCGUCGCUCAAGGCGGUGUGGCAUGGCCAGAAGUUGGAUUUCUUCAAACAGGCACACGAGGGCGGUCCGGCGCCCAACUCCGAGGUGGUCCUGCCCGACGGCUUCCAGAGCCAGCGCAUCCUUGACUAUGCGCAAGGGAACCGCCCGCUGGUGCUCAAUUUCGGCAGCUGCACCUGACCACCAUUCAUGGCGCGCAUGAGCGCCUUCCAGCGCCUGGUCACCAAGUACCAGCGCGACGUGGACUUCCUCAUCAUUUAUAUUGAGGAAGCGCACCCCUCGGACGGCUGGAUCACCACAGACUCCCCCUACAUCAUCCCGCAGCACCGAAGCCUGGAGGACCGGGUCAGCGCUGCCAGGGUGCUGCAGCGAGGUGCACCCGGCUGCUCUCUGGUCCUCGACACCAUGGCCAACUCCAGCAGCUCGGCCUAUGGCGCCUACUUUGAGCGCCUCUACGUCAUACAGAGUGGCACCAUUAUGUACCAGGGCGGCCGCGGCCCUGACGGCUACCAGGUCUCUGAGCUGCGCACUUGGCUAGAGCGCUAUGAUGAGCAACUGCAUGGCGCUAGGCCCCGUAGGGUGUAAACAACCAAUGGACAAUUAACUGAACUUGGCGGGCUUGGCCUUCGAGCAUUCGAAGCCCGCGUGCAAGCACCCCAAAUGAAGUCGUCAAGCUUGGGGAGGCCCCAGUGACACAGAUGCGCUGAGCCACGGAUCUCAGGCUGAGUGCACCCUCAGCUACCUGAACACUCUCCCCUACCUCCCCAAGACUCUGCUUCUGUGAUUGUCUCAUGUAUACCUGCCGGGCUCACUCCAAUUCCCUUUGUGAGCGCAGGUGCGGUGCACCCUUGCCUGUGUGCCCAGGACUUGCCCCUACAGCACUUUCUCGCACCCGCUCCCCAGAGCAACUUCAGCCAAGCUUCGGCCCGCGCCCCCCACUGCGCGGAGAAACCUUGGUCCUGCCCACCCGCCCUGAGCGCAGCUGGGUUCCCACAAGCUCUCAGCUCCGCUUGAGCUAGUUGCCUGGCACCAACCUGUCGCGCGCGCAUGCGGGGAAGGGGUGCCCUACUGCUUUUGUGUCUAUUUCGUGUUCCUGAGUUGGGGAAGGGGAUGGGGAUGGGGUGGGCAGGGUGUUUUCCCCCCCUUGUUUGGGGCGCGCAGGAGCCCCUCUGCUGAUGACGAACUGUCUCUAACUGGUUCUGACCACGGGGUAGUUCUGAAUUGCAGGGGACUUGAAGCAGCGCCUAAACCUAGAGGGGGAGAGUGCUCUGGGUUUCCGAGAGGAAACCACCUUAAAUGGGUGGGAGGGAGGUUGGGGAGUCAACGUGGGACCAGAGGAAGAUGGCUUGAGAGGAAUUGGCGAGGUUUGCAGCGCCCCAGGGAGAGAGAAGAGGCUGGGACUCCUGGGGAACGGGCUUGGGUGGCGGAGUCCGGGAAAGAGAGAUGGGGGGAGAGCCUGGGCCCCCAAAUAAGGGGAGUCCUGGGCAGAGCUGCCGAUUGUGGGGCCGGGAGCUGGAGGGCCCCUGAUUCGAAGGCCAUUUGGUGACUGUUUUGCUGGAAAUGUUUCCUUGUACAUAAACUUGUAAACUACAAUAAUAAAGGCUUGAAGUAAACUGCU
Messenger RNA from Lemur catta (Ring-tailed lemur), 2007 nucleotides. It is a transcript of the gene DIO3, whose product is annotated as iodothyronine deiodinase 3. NCBI's taxonomy places the organism in Eukaryota, Metazoa, Chordata, Mammalia, Primates, Lemuridae. The transcript has a single exon. Gene Ontology annotation, molecular function: thyroxine 5'-deiodinase activity. The record is from RefSeq and is a predicted model, not a curated record.